Molecule: messenger RNA, 2039 nt
Organism: Selaginella moellendorffii
Lineage: Eukaryota; Viridiplantae; Streptophyta; Lycopodiopsida; Selaginellales; Selaginellaceae
Product: glucose-6-phosphate 1-dehydrogenase 3, chloroplastic
Exons: 9
Coding region: 19-1770 (583 amino acids)
Biological process (GO): glucose metabolic process; pentose-phosphate shunt, oxidative branch
Cellular component (GO): chloroplast stroma
Molecular function (GO): glucose-6-phosphate dehydrogenase activity; NADP binding
Source: RefSeq, a predicted model, not a curated record
UUCUAGCUAGAAGCUCCAAUGGCGAUGGCGGGCGCCGGCGCCGCCUCUUAUUUCUGUGGGCAAGCUGCUGCUACAUUCUCGUCCGGAUCGGGAUCGUGCCGCUCCGCAGCGGUAAUCGGCCGCAGGAAUUCGUUUCGCGAGGUGAUUUUCAGCUCCGGGAGCAAGCAUCGCAUGGCAUGCGCGGUUCUCGAGGCCAAGCGCGUACCGAUCCCUUCAAUUCCUUCGAUCGAGGCCCCAAAGGAGGUUUCCAGCGGCGAUGGAGCGAUACAAGGUGUUCCAGAGCAAGGAUCAACAGUGAGCAUCACUGUUGUCGGUGCCUCCGGUGAUCUAGCCAAGAAGAAAAUUUUCCCCGCCCUGUUUGCGCUUUUCUACGAAGGGUGCCUGCCACAGCACUUCACGAUUUUUGGAUAUGCUCGGAGCAAGAUGAGCGAUGCCGAGCUGAGAGCUAUGAUCAGUGCUACUUUGACAUGCAGGAUUGAUAAAAGGGAGAACUGCAGUGAAAAGAUUAAUCAGUUUUUAAAGCGUUGUUUCUAUCAGUCCGGGCAGUAUAACUCGGAGGACAACUUCUCCGAGCUGGAUAAGAAAUUAAAAGAUCACGAGGGUGGAAAAGUCGCAAACAGAAUGUUUUAUCUCUCCGUUCCACCCAAUGUUUUCAUUGACGUCGCAAGGUGUGCCAGUCGCUCUGCAUCGUCCUCCAAAGGUUGGACUCGUGUGAUUGUCGAAAAACCAUUCGGUCGGGAUUCCGAGUCGUCUGGCGAGCUUACUAGCGGGCUCAAAGAGUUUCUCACUGAAGAGCAGAUAUACAGAAUUGAUCACUACCUGGGCAAGGAGCUCGUAGAGAACUUGUCAAUUUUGAGAUUCUCGAAUCUUGUUUUUGAACCUCUCUGGUCGAGGCAGUACAUCAGAAAUGUGCAGCUUAUUUUCUCCGAGGACUUUGGAACAGAAGGAAGAGGCGGGUACUUCGACAACUAUGGUAUUAUCCGUGAUAUCAUGCAAAAUCACCUCCUUCAGAUCUUAGCUUUGUUUGCAAUGGAGCCUCCUGUUAGCUUAGACGCCGAGGACAUUAGGAACGAGAAGGUGAAGGUGUUGCGAUCAAUGAGGAAAUUGCAGCUGGAAGAUGUUGUUGUUGGUCAAUACAAGAGCCACAUCAAAGGAGGCGUGCACUAUCCUGGCUACACAGACGACAAGACCGUACCGAAUAACAGUCUCACACCAACAUUUGCAGCAGCGGCGCUUUUUGUAGACAAUGCCCGGUGGGACGGCGUACCGUUUCUCAUGAAGGCUGGCAAGGCCUUGCACAAUAAGCUAGCGGAGAUCAGGGUACAAUUCAGGCACGUACCUGGAAACCUUUACAAAAGAAGCUUUGGCAUGGAUCUCGAUCAAGCCACCAACGAACUUGUAAUCCGGGUACAGCCGGACGAAGCAGUGUACCUCAAGAUCAACAACAAAGUUCCCGGCUUGGGGAUGCGGCUGGACCGAAGCAAUCUCAACUUGCUUUACUCGGACAGGUACUCGCGAGAGAUCCCAGACGCGUACGAGAGACUGCUGCUCGACGCCAUUGAAGGUGAGCGCAGGCUUUUCAUACGCAGUGAUGAGCUCGACGCAGCAUGGGCCAUCUUCACUCCACUCCUCAAAGAGCUUGAGGAGAGGAAGAUCUCCCCGGAGCUCUAUCCUUAUGGGAGCCGGGGCCCGGUGGGAGCUCAUUACUUAGCGGCCAAGUAUAACGUAAGAUGGGGAGAUAUGAGCUCGUCCGAGCACUCCAAGUCGUGAGUGCUCGAUCGAUCGAGCGCAAACCAAGGAAAGUUUUGUACAGGGUCUCCUUCGGCUACGAAAUAACUUUGGAGUUCCAGAGCGAUCGAUUCAAUCGGCUAUCCGGGUUUGGAGAGGAAAGAGAUGAGACAAUGGAAAGUUUCUUGACACAAAGAAUGGUAUUGGCUAAAGGACGAAGAAGAAGAACAAAAGAAUUCCAAUAAAAGAGAGAUUUUUCUUUCUUUCUAUGGUUUGGUUGCUUCCGCUAUGAAUGCAAAUGUCCGCAGCAA